Molecule: messenger RNA, 6538 nt
Organism: Hemiscyllium ocellatum (epaulette shark)
Lineage: Eukaryota; Metazoa; Chordata; Chondrichthyes; Orectolobiformes; Hemiscylliidae
Gene: ap1m1
Product: adaptor related protein complex 1 subunit mu 1
Exons: 12
Coding region: 174-1445 (423 amino acids)
Biological process (GO): intracellular protein transport; vesicle-mediated transport
Cellular component (GO): clathrin adaptor complex; clathrin-coated vesicle
Molecular function (GO): clathrin-cargo adaptor activity
Source: RefSeq, a predicted model, not a curated record
GGAAGUGACGCUACUGUUAUGGUGACGCUGCGGCUAGGAUAGCGGGUUGUAACGGGGUGUGAGUUCCCUUUUAGUUUGGUUUUGCCGGCACAGAGAGAGAGCGCCAGCUCGCCCGCCCGGUAUAGCCGCGACAGACCGAAGGGAGUGAGGAGGAGGUGGUGGCAAGCGGGAAGAUGUCGGCCUCGGCCGUUUAUGUGCUGGACCUGAAGGGGAAGGUCCUGAUUUGUCGGAAUUAUCGGGGAGACGUGGAGAUGUCGGAAAUUGAACACUUCAUGUCUAUUCUGAUGGAGAAAGAGGAAGAGUGCUCCCUCACGCCAAUCCUAUCGCAUGGAGUGGUUCGAUUCAUGUGGAUCAAACAUAACAAUUUAUAUCUUGUUGCAACCUCCAAGAAGAAUGCGUGUGUCUCUCUGGUUUUUGCUUUUCUAUAUAAGGUGGUUCAGGUAUUUUCUGAGUAUUUUAAAGAGCUGGAAGAAGAAAGUAUUCGUGAUAACUUUGUUAUAAUCUAUGAGCUACUUGAUGAGUUAAUGGACUUUGGUUAUCCACAGACUACAGACAGCAAGAUUCUGCAGGAGUACAUCACGCAGGAAGGUCAUAAGCUGGACACUGGGGCUCCCCGCCCACCAGCAACAGUUACUAAUGCUGUAUCUUGGAGAUCAGAGGGCAUAAAGUAUCGGAAAAAUGAAGUUUUUCUCGAUGUUAUUGAAUCUGUCAACCUACUGGUUAGUGCUAAUGGAAAUGUGUUACGUAGUGAAAUAGUUGGCUCAAUCAAAAUGAGAGUAUUCCUAUCGGGCAUGCCAGAGUUAAGACUUGGACUUAAUGACAAAGUAUUGUUUGAAAACACAGGCCGAGGGAAAAGCAAAUCUGUGGAAUUGGAAGACGUGAAAUUUCACCAAUGUGUGCGCCUCUCUAGAUUUGAGAAUGACAGAACCAUUUCCUUCAUUCCUCCUGAUGGAGAGUUUGAGUUGAUGUCCUACCGUUUGAACACACAUGUCAAGCCUCUGAUCUGGAUCGAGUCAGUGAUUGAGAAGCACUCCCACAGUCGAAUAGAGUACAUGAUUAAGGCAAAGAGUCAGUUCAAACGUAGAUCGACGGCCAACAAUGUCGAGAUCCACAUUCCAGUCCCAAACGAUGCAGACUCGCCCAAGUUUAAGACCACAGUGGGUAAUGUGAAAUGGGUGCCAGAAAGCAGUGAAAUAGUAUGGUCAAUCAAAUCAUUCCCGGGUGGAAAGGAAUAUCUGAUGAGAGCACAUUUUGGACUCCCUAGUGUGGAAGCCGAAGACAAAGAGGGAAAGCCACCCAUCAGUGUGAAGUUUGAAAUUCCCUAUUUUACCACUUCAGGAAUACAGGUUCGUUACUUGAAGAUUAUUGAGAAAAGUGGCUACCAGGCUUUGCCAUGGGUUCGUUAUAUUACUCAGAAUGGAGACUACCAACUUCGAACACAGUGAAGGAAGAUUGCACUUGAAGAGUCAUUGGGAGGGAAGGAUCUAAAUUCAGUGGAUUGUGUACCAGUGUUAAGUGUAUUCAUCAUGUUUCAGGUCUCUGUCAUAGAACCAUCUUUCAUGAGGAAAAUUCAACAUUUCAACUGUGCUCAUCCAUGGAGCUGAAAGAAAAACAGGGCAGUUUUUUUUGUUUUCUCCCCCAUAUGUCCCUGUCAUCGCCAAAUCUUCCUCUUACUAUUUGUUCCUUUGGAUAGUUAUUCUUUCUUUGUUAUCUUGUUUCUUUCAACACUCAGGCAAGAUCAACUGCUGGACUGAACUUGGAAUGCUCCCAAAGGGUUUGAGUAUUGUUGCUGCUUGGCAGUUGUUUUUUGAUGCGAGUGGGAAUUCUUUUGAUUAAUAGUUGUACUUUGUCUUGUCUCAUUCUCCGAACAGUAUCAAAUUAAUGUGAAACUAACCAAUAAUCAUAACACACUCCUUGCAGAUUUCCAACACCAUCUCCCACCCCCACUUAAUUAAAGAAAUGCAUAUGGAAAACCACAAAGAAUACUUUGCUAUCCUCAGAAGUACAAUAUGCAUUCCGAGAUUUGUCUAAUUAUUUGUUUGCCUUUUUGAUGCAAAUGUAACAAAAUAUUCAGCAUGAAAUCGGGUGGUAGGUGCCAAUGCAACAUGUUGUUUGUUCCAGCCCAGGUGGUUUAUCAGAGGUUCUGCCAUUUCACAGUUCCCCACAUGUCACAGCCCAUUCAGACCAGCGGGUACAAGUUGGACCUCCUCUGCAAUCUGAUAUGUUUUCCUCCUGCAUUCUGCUCAAGCCAGAUUGCAUGGCACAGAUCAGAUCCAGUUUUGUGUUUUGAUGCUUUGCUCUUGUUGCCAGUUUGAACUAUAAAUGGGCUAAGUCUUUCCAGACUGGCAGUGCAUUCCUUUUCUUGAUGUAUGCUUCUUGCUGUCUUUCUGACCUUUGUCCUUGCCUCACCCCUUGGUGAUUUCUCAUCCACACUGCCCAUUGAAUCCACCAGUCGGCAUGAGUUUUUAGUCUGCUAUAUGAGCAUUGUGUCUGUUACUAUUCAUGUUGAUUUUAUUUUUAAAAGAGGAAAAUAUUGGAUUUUAAAGAAAAAAUGUCCAGCUGUUUAAAAAUACUGGUAAGUGCUGCUGCAUGGCAGUUCUGGUAAUCACGCUGAUACAGACUAGAGCGCUGAGCUCUGAUUGUGACCUGUUUUCUAUUACAAACCAGUCAUCGGGCUAAACCCAGAGUUGAUCUGACCCUCAAGCUGCAGGGAAUGUAGGGCUGGUUCAGAGCAGGUUGCUUCAAGAAAAUAUGCUCUUAAAUGUUAACUUUAUGCAGCUGUUAUUUUUGAAUGUUUGUACGUAAUGCUGUGUGAAAUUUCUGAAGAACAGUGUUAGAAUGAGUGCUGACGAACUGCAGAUCUAAUAUGGUUCUUGGUUGGCACAAAAUUAUUUAUUUCUGGGCCAGACUGAUUUAUUCAUUGCCAUUUUGACAGUGGAAAUUGUUCUGUUGCUGGGACCUGCUGCAACAUGCUGCAAGAAUCUAUAGUAAAAGUGUUCUGAAAACGUAUGUGAUGGAGUUAAACCAAGAGGGGACAACCACAUGUAUUGCCUACGCGAAAUGAUUCUAUGCCACAGGAACAGUCAGCUAUUAUGGGUCUAAUACCACUCUGCUAGGGUGUAUUGAUUUUAAGGCAUCAUGUAAAUGAAACAAAAUGGAUGAUCCUAGAUUUGUGCUGAGUUAUCUGAAUUUGACCAAGACAGCAAUAGUGAUGUUAUAACUGCUUAAAAAAAACUGUUAAAAUGCAGUCUGCUUAGGUUUGGGCUCACCUAUGAUUCCAUCUGUGAGUGAAUAUUCAAUCUCUUUCACACACUCACUCUCAUAGGCACAUACAAGCACUCUGCUACCAUUCUUGUGAGGUACGUACACCUUCUUUCAUAUGUUGGUGCAGUGGCAAUGUCCCUACCUCUGUGCCAGAAGACCGAUAUUCAUGUCCCAUCUGCUCCAGUGUUUCAGAACGCAUCUGAAUCGGUUGAUUUUAAAAAAAGUUGAUGCUAUCUGCCUGGAUACUCAUCACAUACAAUAGCCAGUGAUUAGUGAAAGCAAGUGAGGCAUUUCAUUAAGGUCCUUGUCCUGUUCUGUGUACAUUAUGGCCCUGAAAGUAGUCCGUCACUGAGCUACAUACACUGGUAUUGAUUUGUGCUAGAUCCCUCACUGCAGCCACAAACAAUAGAGCAUGUUCUGAACUGGAUCUUACAGCUCAUAUGGGAAAGUAAACCAGCAGCAUUUUAUCAUGUACAGUCAAGUAAGUAGCGAGUGUCUGCCAUAUCAGUUUUAUCUACAUGAGCUUCACAUGAUGUUCUCCAAACCACAUUUUCUUCAUCCUGCAAUAGUUCACUGUAAAAACAUUCGCCUGUGAAUUUACUGCACAGGUUCUUUUAUAGGACAUAGCCCAUAAAUGCCAUUAUGCCAGGGUUGCUGCCAAUUUCCAACAUCCGCAAAACCUUGGAGGCUCCAGGCCAAUGUCCCUGACCCCCUACUGAGAAACAUGAUCUGGGCAUAGACCCCCUUAUGUACUGAGUUAACUCAUCUCAGCCAAGACUGGAAUAUGGUUAGUAGAAUUGACCACAGUACAUCUGCCUUGAGAAAGAGAAAAAUCAGAUAGACUGAUCAUUCGAAAAUGGUCCUGCUGGAAGUGUGGGUGCUAUGAUAUUAUCACGUUCUCCAGAAGUCAUGUAUUGUUGGUUGCUGCUUUCAGAGCUGACCAUUCGGCUGCUGGUAUGAUUUACUGGAACACCCUCCAACUAGAGUCUUUAUUUAGCAACAGCAUCAGUGUUUUCAGGAGAAUUGGAGAAGGCAUGACUUCGUCUUUUAACUGAACGUGACAUUUUGCAGUUAUGUAAAGUACGGUAUUUGAAAUUAUUAGGGAGUGGAGCAGCAGCACAUUCAUCACCGUGGUGGGUAUGGCUUCAGGCCUCCCUUCCACCAUUGCCAAGUUACUAUUUGUAGUCUCUCUGAUCACUGGGCAAGCUCACCCUGAAGGGCAGCUUGGCUGUUUAAGUUACCACCCGGCAACUAUCAUUGGGAGUAUGUAGCAUGUCAAGGAUGAUGCAUCGUGUGGAAAGGACCAAUGAAAAGAAAUUAGUUGAAAAAAGAAAGCUGUAGUUAUCCUUUAGCGAAAUCUUCUGGUGUGAAGUGUGCCUUCAUACAAUCAAAGAAAAUAGUGGGGUUAGUUUUUUUUAAAUACAUUACUCUGAUGAUUUGAACUUAACCAUUGGCAAGGUACAGUGGGGCUUAUUAGUACUGCUGAAUGAUUUAACACAGCACAGAUUGUCCUCGGAAAAUGCCAGUUAUUUAUAAACAUAACUCUUUCUGGAAGACAGAGGAAUAUACUUUACAAUUUCCCAGUAUGUGAGCUCAUCAAUCUUCCCUCUUGGACCUUCAUAUUGCUUUGAGCAGCAAAGCAGUUUCUGAGGCAGCGGGAUCUGCUUCAGAGUUGGUUUGUGUUGAGGAAGAUUGCCUUUCCUCACUUCUGUUUUUUUUGUGUUUGAGUGUUUGUAGUGACCAUCUCACACUGUUGCUCACUGAUUGAGAAUUAUGCUUGUGCUGUAGCAAGUCUUUACUGAGUGAACUGAACAGCAGAGGACCUUGCUGUAAAGGGUGAUUUACGUGAGCAAGGGUAGCACUCUCCUUACAGAAGGCUUCCUAAAGUGGAAAUAUCUAAAAGUAGGUACGCACAGUGAAUUGUUCGUUAUGAGUAGUCUGCUUGAAGCAUUCGAAUAUUUCAAAUUAGCUUUUACACGAUCAUCCUGAUGUUUUUGAUUUUUUUUAAAGGAAAUGCAAUGACAAAACUCCUUUUGGAGUCCUAUAAUUUUAGUUCUCUGAAAUAUUUAUUAUUUAAAGAAUUCUUCAGAGGGCUGUGAAUUCCAAGGAAAGAUAAGUCCCAAACUGUGCUAACUUAAAACAUGCCAUGGCCUCAAACACAGGACUGUGCAGGCAGGGGAACGAUUAGCCAGCAUAACUGCUCAUGUUUUCUGUCUGCAAAGGUUCCUAGUGCAAUCUGUAUCAGUUGUAAUCUGCUGUCCCUCUGAGUAAACUGUGACAAUAGCCCUCCUAUGUGGUCGAAUAAACAAUCAGCAAUGAAUGCCAAGCCUUGUAUGCAAGCGUUAACUGCUUUAGUGUGGUCUGAGAGAGAAUCCAACACUCAGUUGCUUUUUUCUGACAAGGGGGGCAUAAAAGUCAGGGAGAAAUUGAGGUUAUUGUCCAUAGCAUCAAGUCAGGACCAGUACCUAACAUAUUGCAUAAGCUGAAUUUUGAUUUGUUUAGCUCAGUUUCAGGUUGCCAUCUCUGAAUUCUAACACGGUGAGAAGCAGGUGGAGGGGCAGGUGAAUUUUGCAGGUCUGAUCUCCAAAAUUAGACAUUGCAGUGUUAAGAUGCUCCAACUUUGGAUUCUGUUUUCUCUGGGGUAGCCAUGUGGUGUAGUGUUCAAUAUUGUCUCAAAGAACUGUGACAAAUAAUUUUGUGGAUUGAAGUGUCAGAAUGUGAAAAUGGUUGAAGAGACAAUGUCUCGUGAAUAUUUCCAAAACAUUACCUUGUGUGCCGGUUUCAUACAGCAAGACCAGAAGCUAUUUCUUGUGAGGCAUGCCUGACUUUUUGAACACACAACCUUAAGUAGAAAGCUAUUCAGGUCAUAAACACAUUUAAUUGAAGCAGUCUCAAUCCUUGACAUCCCAAGUUGGGUUGUGUGGGGAAAAUGAAACACACCGAUGCUGCAAAGAAUCAUUCCGGAAAUUGAGUUGAUUGUGCUCUCUGAGAAACAGCAGUGCAUCAUCCUGUUAAGUGUGUUCGGCUCUGCUCUGGGUGUGGUCUUACUUCAUAGUUCGCGAAGAAUUUGGCUGGCUCCAGAGGAGAUCUAAUCCUCAUUGUGUUCAUAAAGAAGUUCAGAUGCCCAUGUACACCAAUGGAUGUAGCUCGUUAGAUUUCUUAAAACUUCCUUUCUUUGCCUGUUUGUCAACUGAUGUUGAGUUCAUUUACCUUCCUUCUGUGAUAUCAAUUUAUUUCAUUCUUUGCAUCGUCAAUUAAAAAAGUCACAAACUCA